AUGAACUUCCUACUAGACCUUAAGCAUCUCAAGCACAUUAGCUUGCCGACGAGGCCUGUCAUUUGCAAAUGCCUUCUAGUAGUGAUUGGUCUUAUUGUAUUGAGAGCGAUUGUCUCCCCUUUUCUCGCCAUUAAUUUGUCUGAGAAGAGUUUUUAUGAGCCAUCAACCCUUGACCUGUUUCCUGGAGUUAGGAAAGACAAGUUUGUUGAGGUCCCACAGAUUAUAUGGGGAUUGAACAAUCAGAAGAUCGCAUUUGCCAGGGCAUGCUUGACUGCCAAAUUCCUGAAUCGGUCUCUGCUCAUGCCAAGUCUGAGUGCUUCACUUUUUUACAAAGAGGUUGACUUGCUGCAGCCUAUUCCUUUCGACAAGGUGUUUGACUUCACCAAAUUCAAUGCACGCUGUCAUGGGUUUGCAAGGCUAGCUCGGUACUCCGAGGUUUCGAAUCAUACUGAGCCCUAUAAACUACAAAAGGGAAGUGGUAGGAGGUGGACAGUGGAGAGAGACUUGGAUCAGCUGCAACAGUCCAAAACGGGUGAAGCCGAUGGCUAUCAAGUAAUUCAUGUCACUGGGAAACAUCCGUUUCUGUGGCCUGACCAUUGGCCAGUGAAAAACUAUGCCAAGGUCUUCGAUUGCCUUGCCUUAGCUCCUGAUAUAGAAGCUGAAGUAGUCAAGGUCAUAUCCAAGAUUAAAGAUGCAGGGGAAAAAGCAAGACACGAGGCUGCUAUUUCCCAUAAAAAGAAGAGUAUAGAUGAUGGUUCGUUAAAUCUGCCUGUGCAGUACAUUGCUGUUCACAUGAGAAUAGAGAAGGACUGGAUGAUCCACUGCAAGAAGUGGGAGAAGCGGUCUAACUUGAAGGAAAUCUGCAGCAGCAAAGGAGAGAUCAUUCAUAAGGUCUCACAGAUCACUGAUCUACGCCGGCCGGUUGUGGUUUAUCUUGCUGUAGCCGACAGCCUUCUAGAAGAUGAUUCUGUCACCAGUGGCUGGAGAGUGGGUAUGAUUGCCUAUGAGAAGAAGAAACUCGGAGUUACUGACAUAUACGAGAGGCAGCCUUACCUUCUAAAGUCUGCCAUCGACUUUGAGGUGUGCGCGAGAGCAGAUGUGUUUGUUGGCAAUAGCUUCUCAACAUUUUCCAACCUCGUAGUUUUAUCUAGAACAGAAAGGCUGUAUAAGCUGGGGGUGGAAAGCUCAUGUGGCGAGGAUGUUGGGCUGUCGUCAUAUGCAUACAAUGUUAUUGGAGAUGACGGCGGGCCUCAGAGAUGGAUGACAGAUAUGUUGGACACAAGCCUUCAGCGCAUAAGCUAUGGAACAAAUAACAUCUCCUGCCACUGA
Messenger RNA from Triticum turgidum subsp. durum (durum wheat), 1329 nucleotides. The record is from the annotation of a GenBank genome assembly. Lineage: Eukaryota; Viridiplantae; Streptophyta; Magnoliopsida; Poales; Poaceae.